CUCUUGGGCAAGUGCUGCUUUGGAGCAUCACAAUCCGGAAGCUCGCACUGAAAACCAGAGGGCCCGCUGACUUUACCGGUACGCCAACGAGAUCGAUUAUUGAGACGAUUGCCGUUUUGCGCGCAAACUCACUGUCCGCCCUCCGUUGGUCUGGCGAGCCGUGGGCAGGUCCCGCCCGGCCUCCCUUACGUCACCGACAUAUCGCCAGAUCAGAUCUGCAACCUCCUUCGAAAGCACCAUCUUCGCCAUCGACGCCGUACUCGUCGUUUACCGUCACGACCCGACUCGACCCGACCCGACCCGACCGUCGACUGCGAGCUAGAGGUGCCCCAGGGAGGCAGCGAGGCGUGUCGCAACCAUGGGAAAUGCAAGCACAAAGGAGUCGCGCAGCGGGGAUGCCAGCCAUCGUGCCCACCACUCGGGGGCCCCUGUCGCCCACGAAACCGGUGGCGGUGCAUCCCUGCAGCCCGAGAGGUCAUCGGGUCGUAGACACCGAGCUAGCCGAGGCGAUCUGGGAGGUAUUUUGGGAUUGGGAUCAGGCGGAGGCUCGAGCUCGCAACCAGAACCGCCUUACGAACGUCGCGAGACCAAGCAGGAGAGGGAGGCCCGGAGGCUCGAGAGGGAGCGGCUUGCGAGGAUCGCCGAGAGAGAGCGGAGCAUGAAGGAAGAACACGUUGAUGGCGGGUAUCUCGUGACUAUGGGAAUCUACACCAGUCCAGAGGACUUUAACAAGCAGAUUGUCCGACAACUCCAGAUUGAGCGCAAGCUGGCCCCCUUCUGGCGAGGGCUGAAUGACUUCAGCGACCAAUGGACCGAACCUCAGAUCAUUGCGGCUGCCCGCGGGUUGCCCAUCCCCCCUGCCGACCAGACGCCUUCUGAAGAGCUCAUUCCGCGGCCGCCCCCAGCAAGGUCACGCGAGGAGACGGCACCCGACCUGGACAGCCUUACGGUCCCGAUCGGCGACCGUUCGCCGUCCGCCACUUCUGAGCCUGGCACAUCCAAUCCAGCCUCGGCGCUCUCAUCGCCCGUCUCCAGUCAACACCCGAGAGCGAGCUCUCCUUUCAGGCCACGCGGAAAAGCCAUUGCUUCUGUCUUCGGCGCGAGCUCCCGGAAUGGGUCCACAACCGAGAUCGCUCCGCGCGAAGUGCAAUUACCGCAUGAUCCGUUCGUCAACGGACAGCCUCUCGAGGUCUUCCUGUACAAGGACGCCACCGAGUGUCCCAUUUGUUUCAUGUCGUACCCACCCUAUCUCAACCAUACCCGAUGUUGCGAUCAACCAAUCUGCAGCGAAUGCUUUGUCCAGAUCAAGCGGCCAGACCCGCACUUCCCAGAGGGACACAACGAAAACGACCCGAAUCACAACCCCGAAGAGGCCGCUGGACUCUUAGUCUCGGAACCCGCCUGUUGCCCAUACUGCACGCAACCCGAUUUUGGCGUCGUCUACGAGCCGCCACCCUUCCGGCGGGGCUUGGCCUACGCCAUCUCCCCAACCGCGCUGGGGACCACCAGCACUGCCAUGUCCUCGAGCAGCUCGGUAAACUCGGUGAACGCAUCCGGAGGACUUGGGUCUCCUUCCAGCGGCACAGGCCGCCGGCGGAAUCAGUCUCUUUCUGCCAGCAGCCCGAGCGUCGUCCUGACGGAUCGAAUCCGGCCCGAGUGGGCAACAAAAUUGCAGGCGGCACGGGCCCACCAGGCAAGGAGAGCUGCCGCUGCCACGGCACUGCAUGCCGCGGCGUUUCUCAUGGGCAAUUCUGAUAACCGGGCCUUCCGCAGCCGGUUUGGGCGGCGAAACACCGGCGGGUCAGGAUCCGCGGCGGCCAACAACGGCGAUGGCGAGAACGGAGACAGUGGCUCCGGAACGCCCUCGCAGAGUGGUCCCGAUCAGAGCCGCAGAGGAGGGUCCGGUGGCGGUCGCGGGAGCGGACGGACCAACAUCGAUGACCUCGAGGAAAUGAUGUUCGCAGAAGCGAUCCGCUUGUCACUUGCUGACGAAGAGGAACGGAAGCGCAAGGCGGAGAAAGAGGAGAGGAAAGCGGCCAAAAAGCGUGAGAAGGAGGCGCGGAAGGCGGCAAAGGCGGCUGCGAAACAGGCUGGGCCGUACGAAGGCGCCAGCAGUCGCAGCGGUCAAACCUCGGCCAGCGGGAGCAGCCUGAGCCUGCCUGGUUUAAGUUUUGGGAGGAAGCGAGGGAAUAGUGCUGCCAGCAACCUCCGAGUCGAAGCCAGUGUCGCCAGCGCCCUGGCUGCCGGCGACUCCCCGGCCCCGGAUUUAAAUUACAAAGACAAAGGCAAGGGCGUCGACCGCUCUUUGCAGACAGAUAGUACUCUUACGACUGCUGCUGAUCCGGCAGUUCCGGGAAGCUCGGCCAAUCCUUCAACUUCGCGGCCGACCCCUCACCUUCCAGCUGGACCAUCUCAUCUCCGCCAGAUGAGCAAUGCCUCGUCGGUUUCAUCAUCAGUUCUAGACAGCCAGCACGGCAGCUACAGCUCACCUUCCCACUUGCAAGACCCAUGCGGCAGCGGCCUGAGUCUUGGCAGCCGGUCUGGCGCCAGCGAGGAUGGGGGCGACCAGGACCGAGAUCGGGACCCAAGCGCCAGCACGGAGCCGAUGUUCAACUUUAGGAGUCUGGCAGAGGUCGUUGGCGUGAGCCUGGAAGGAAAGGAUGCCGGUGGGGCUCCGAGCCAGACCGAGGCCGAGCGGGCAGCUCAAGAUUCUGCACACCCCGAGUCUCUCGAAGAUGAGAGGGCCAGGAUUGAUGAGACUGGGAAUGCCGGUCUCGCACCUGAGAACAGGACCACAGAGGGGGUGAGGGAGAAUAAGCAAGCCGAGCCUCACGAUACCGCCGAUACGGCGCCAGCCACCUCGAGCCCAAUCCCUGAAGUCACAAUCACACCCGAUACGCCGGCAACGGUUAGCGUCGAUGAUGAUUCGAAGCAGAUUGGCGGCGAAGCCGCCGUGGAGCGGGUGGACAUGGCCACGCAAUAGCGGCACGACAAGCCCUCUUCUCGUCUCCGAACAUAGCAGUUGAAGAGCACGACG
Thermothielavioides terrestris NRRL 8126 is the source of this 3037-nucleotide messenger RNA. RefSeq lists its product as uncharacterized. Lineage: Eukaryota; Fungi; Ascomycota; Sordariomycetes; Sordariales; Chaetomiaceae. Gene Ontology annotation, cellular component: cytoplasm. The coding region runs from base 359 to 2983 and encodes 874 amino acids. The record is from RefSeq and is a predicted model, not a curated record. The transcript is spliced from 2 exons.